AUGGCCUACCAGCUCUCCAUCGAAGUCUUCGGCAAAGGCGAUGAACCUAGCGCCCGUUCGCACUGGGGGUUUAUGAUCCAUCAGCCACCAGGCACAACGGGCGACCUGCUCCAUGUGCGCCUGAUUGAUCUGGACCGCCUGUGGUACGAGUUUGAGUCCCGCUCCAGUACCAAUAUUGUCGACAUGGCGGCUCUCGGCCUAUGCAGGCUGGCAGUGCUAUCGCCGCCGCAGCGACGGCGGGCCAUGGAGGUGAUCAGGUCUGAACCGCCGCCCCGAGAUGGAGCGAGGAAGUGUCAGGAUUGGGUGUUUACUACGUUGAUUUCGUUGGAGGUGGACGAGCUGGUUCCGGCUGGGACGUCGCAGUUCUGGAAGGGCAUGGUGGGGAGGCCGGCGAUGGAGGUGAAGGGGAGCAUUGGAGAUGCAUGGACAGAUCUUGUCUAA
Penicillium argentinense is the source of this 441-nucleotide messenger RNA. RefSeq lists its product as uncharacterized. The record is from RefSeq and is a predicted model, not a curated record. Bases 1 to 441 code for a protein of 146 amino acids. NCBI's taxonomy places the organism in Eukaryota, Fungi, Ascomycota, Eurotiomycetes, Eurotiales, Aspergillaceae. The transcript has a single exon.